ACACAGGCUAGGGAGGGUUCAGUGUUGCCGGGCCGUCAUCACUGUAGUAUCUAUUGGUGCUGCGUUGGGAACGCUAUGGCGACUUCGGCUUCUUUUUUGUUCUUCCCUUACGGUUUUUACUAUUGGAUUGGAGUGUUGGUCGUCGGCUACCAGUGUUGUAGUCUGCUUUUUAAGUUGGUGGUUGCCUUCCGGGUGUGGGUGCUGGACAACACGGCGAUUCUAGGCUCGUACGUGAACACCUGGGCAGUUAUCACAGGAGCUACAGAUGGAAUUGGAAAGGCUUAUGCAGAAGCGUUAGCAAGAAAAGGAAUGAAAAUAGUUCUUAUCAGCAGAUCGCAAGAAAAACUAGAUAAGACUGCCAGUGAAAUAGAGGACAAAUUCAAGGUGGAAACAAAAACAAUUGCUGUUGACUUUGAAAACCGAGAUACUAUUUACAGCAAAAUAAAAGCAGGCUUGGAAGGCCUUGACAUUGGUAUCUUAGUGAACAACGUGGGUGCUUCAUAUGAUUAUCCUGAAUAUUUCCUUGAGAUUCCAAAUUUAGAUAGACAAAUUGACAAGAUGAUAAAUGUUAAUAGCCUAUCUAUGUGCAAGAUGACACAAUUGGUGCUUCCUCGCAUGGUGGAAAGAUCCAAGGGAAUUAUAAUUAAUAUCACUUCUGCUGCUGCAAUAGCAAAAACUCCAUAUUUAACUCUUUAUUCAGCAGCCAAGGUUUUUGCAGAUUUCUUUUCUCAAGCACUCAGCCUGGAAUAUCAAAACAAAGGUGUCCUUGUGCAGACUGUUCAUCCAUAUCUUGUCAUAACAAAAAUGUCUAAACUUCGUAGAGCAAACAUUUAUAGACCCACUCCUGAACAAUAUGUAAAAUAUUCCCUCAACACUCUUGGUCAGGAAACGAUAACUUGUGGAUAUCCAUCUCAUGCUUUUUUGAAAUGGUUUGCGGAAAAAUUGCCUGAACGGUAUGUCCAAAAAGUCAUCACAGAUACAGCCUUAAAAUCAAGAGCUCACUAUUUAAAGAAACUAAAGGAAAACUAAGCUAAAUUGCUUUGACAAGACCUUCAGUAUUUUUAAAAUCUACUUUGAAGCAUCAAAUACUUUGUCAAUAUAUUUCUUGUAUGGUCUAUUCUGAAGCAAACCCGAGACUGGCAUAAAUAAAAUAUAGAUAUAUGAGAGGUGUAGAAAAAAAAAAUCAGUUAACAAUGUCUAGAGUAUAUAAUGCUCUGGGUCCAUUCUAUUAAAAUGUUUUGUGUUAUAUAAUUAUUAAACAAUAUUUUCAAUUAACAAAUUUACUAAAGUGCAUCAGUAGUGUUUCAGAUAAGUUCAUUUUGAGAAAAGUGAUUGAAAUUGAAAUAAAACAAUUUGGAAUUUGUAACAUCUGUAUCAAUAAUGGAGUCACAUUAUUUCUGUAUUUUAAACUAAAAAUCUGUUAUUUCCUCAAUUUUGAUAUUUCAAGAAAUAUCCCUUAUUGAAAUUGAGGUUUUAAAAAUUACAGGAUUGGCUGUAGGAUCUAUCUUUUUAAUGUCAAUGUCAAUUCAUUAUGUGAUAGUCAGCUUCAGGCAUCAUAAUACUGCUUUAUUCCUUACAAAGCUUAAGAAUUACAGUUAAAUAUAAUGCUGGCACAGACUUCAUAUGUUCACAAUGUUUUUUUUUUACUAAUGAUAAUACUUUAAAAUGGUAUUUAAAAAGAAAGAUUGCAACAGCAGACAGGAUUUUGAUUACCUGGAUGUUCUCUUAAUAUAAACAUAUCGGUAUAUGGGUUGGGACCUGGAAGUGCUUGUAAGAUUCCAUCUCUAUUAUAAGGUGGGGGGAGCUCUUGUAGUAUAGAAGGCUACAAUGCAAAGAAUAAUGAGAUUAAGAAGCAAGCAUGUAUAGACAACCUGUCCUCUUGCAUAAGAAUUCUUGCCUCCAAAAUUAAAAAGUCAUUUCAAAUGUUGGAAAUACAUUUAACAGGGAUUUGUUAUUCUUUCAUUGUAACUUAUGGAAAUAAAAAAAUUCCUGCUUAAGAUUUAUAGUUUUAUCUAUCUUUACAUGAAAAUUAAGAUUUGGGUUUUUAAUUUCUUAAAUCUUAUUAUUUGUACUUUUAGAACAAAUAAAAUGAAAAUGCUGUAACUUGU
This is a messenger RNA of Crotalus tigris (Tiger rattlesnake), 2108 nucleotides long. It is a transcript of the gene HSD17B12, whose product is annotated as hydroxysteroid 17-beta dehydrogenase 12. NCBI's taxonomy places the organism in Eukaryota, Metazoa, Chordata, Lepidosauria, Squamata, Viperidae. Gene Ontology annotation, cellular component: endoplasmic reticulum. The record is from RefSeq and is a predicted model, not a curated record. The transcript is spliced from 11 exons. Bases 76 to 1029 code for a protein of 317 amino acids. Gene Ontology annotation, molecular function: oxidoreductase activity.